Molecule: messenger RNA, 3097 nt
Organism: Conger conger (European conger)
Lineage: Eukaryota; Metazoa; Chordata; Actinopteri; Anguilliformes; Congridae
Product: THAP domain-containing protein 5-like
Exons: 5
Coding region: 575-1903 (442 amino acids)
Source: RefSeq, a predicted model, not a curated record
UUUUCACCACACUAGUCUCUAGAGUUUGCAAAGAAUGGUGCAAAAAACAAUCCCGUGAGCAGUAGUUCUGCAGACAUAAAUUCCUUGUUAAUGAGAGACGUCAGAGGAGAAUGGCCAGACUGGUCAAAGCUGACAGGAAGGCCAGUAACGCAAAUAACCACACAUUACAAGUGGUAUACGGAAGAGCAUCUCUGAACACACAAUGCAUCAAACUGGAUAGGCUAUAGCAGACACCAGACAAGCUCAGUAAAGCGUAGAAAACUAUUUGAAUCCAAAACAAUUUCAUAGGUAAUUGUCUGAUAGUCUGUGGGCGCCUGGUAGUUUUGGUACAGACUGUGCAUGCAAACAGCUGGUUUCUUGAGCGGGAGUUUCUACACCACUACCCUAGAUGGCGCUGUGUAUAUCCCAGGCACGUGAACAUUGCCAGUCGUAAACAUGGCAGUCAGUUGGCUUAUUUUGACCUUUGACUCUCGUACAGUAAAACCUGUUAGAAAACCUUACGUGUGACAGGAGGAAUCAAAACAGUUUACGCAACAUUACGGUGCAUUUCCCAUUCUGGCUGCAGCUAUACACGAUGCCCAAAUAUUGUUCGGCUCCGAAUUGCAAGAAUGACGCAAAGAAUUCCGACAGGAAGAGUUUUUACAAGUUUCCGCUGAAUGACCCAACCAGGCUGAAGCAGUGGCUGAUGAACAUGGGUCGCGAGGACUGGACCCCGUCACGACAUCAGCACCUGUGUCACGAGCACUUUAAGCCCUGCUGCUUCACCCUGCGCUGGGGCAUCCGCUACCUGGCCAACGACGCCGUGCCCACCAUCUUCCAGCUCUGCGAGACCACGGAGAAAAGGAAAGGAGGGGACCGGUCGGAGCGGAAUCCCAAACGGCCGCGGAGUUCCAGCAGGAGGCCCGCGGCGGGAACGCCGCCCGGCGACCCGAUGUCCCGGGACGGCGAGGCAGAGCCGGUGCAGCUGUACGCCAUCACUGUGGAUCCCUCUCUUUCUGCGCAGCCUGCGCAGUCCGUGCUACUGGACCCCACGCUGUGUCCAGUGCAGGGGCUGGGCGGCCAUCUUGUGUCCGUGGACGAGCUCCCGGUGACGCUGUUCCAGACGGUGGAGGACCUGGCCGAGGGGGGCGAGGGAGGGCAGCGCAUCGAGGUGCUGGUGAAACCGGAGGAGCUGGGUGAGGAAGAGGAGGAGGAGGGGCGGGGGAUGGCGAGUGCGGGCGUGGUUGUAAACGAGGCCCCUCUGCGCGCCCUCCCCGCCGCGUCCUCCCUCACUGUGGAGAACCUGGCCCUGGAGGCGGUGGAGCCCCCUGCUGCCCCGGAGGACCCCGGCAUGCAGAUCAUCGCCUACUUCGAGACCAUCCCCAACGUGCUGCCGCAGCCCGGCCCCGCCCCGGACACGGUGCUGUCGUCCGCUCUCAGCUCCAAGCCCAUCGCCUCCACGGUCCCCAUCGUGUCCAAGCACCUGCCCCCCAGCCCUGGCUCCCUGGUGCUGACCCUGGAGAGGCUGCAGGGCCCGGGGAGUGAGGCGGAGGGGGUGGCCGUGGAGGAGCAGGGCACGCAGCCGCCAGGAAAACGGCUGGAGGAGCACCGCUACCACAAGAACAGCCUGAGCAAGGAGCAGCUGGAGGCCAUCGUGAUGGAGCUUCAGAAGAAGGUGAAGGUCCUGCAGCAGAGGCACCGCAGACACCUGGACAAGCUGCUGGGCCUGGAGAGCACGGUCAGUCAGCUACGGCACAGCAACCUGGUGAACGAGGAGAGACUGCAGCUCCUGGAGAAGGCGUACGUACAGACCAGCGCGGCGGUGUCGGAUGCUGGGGAGACCGUGGCUAUCAUCUGCGAGGAGGAGAACACGGCGUACCUCUACGCUCUUCCCAAGAGCGAAGUGGACGUGGAGAUCGACUAAGGACCGAGGAAGCAGGCAAAGCGCUGAAGCGGCUUUCGUUCCGUGCGUAGAUUUGGAUACGACGUCCCCCGGCCCUCCUGGUGCGAAGCACGGUGUGAUGAAAGCGAAUGAAAGGUGUGCUGACUGCACAGCAGCUGAAGACCAUGAUGAUGAUGAUGAUGAUGAUGAUGAUGAUGAUAAUUAUCAUGAUUCACAUGAUCUUAAAAUAUGCCCCCUUUCGGGGCCAAGAGACGGGUAAACGGGAGUCAAAUGGAGACGAGUGUGCAAGUAGUGUGUUGUCAUUUGCGACUGGCAUCGUUGUGCUGGCACUUGGCUGUAUCACAGUUGAUCUUGGUUAAAGCAGAGCUUGCUUAGUUGACUGUUUUUUUUCUUUUGCUAACAUAUCUUCCUCGGUUGGUUGCUUCUCUUUGUGAAAUAUACUGCAAGUAAAAAAGAAUAAUAAUAAUAAUAAUAAUAAUAAAUAAAUUAAUUCUGAAAUCACUGUCUGAUGAAAGUGUGAUGGUGUGAUUUCUUCUGGCCUAUCAUGUUUGGUUCCUGGGCUCAUUCCAGUCGCUUAUUCUUCUCCGCUCUUUCCCUGUCCUUGCUCCUGACCCAGAAAUCAAAUGAGGUCCGCCAUCUUUAGGACGUUCCAACCCCUUAAAUUUUCCUUCUAUCAGCUCUUAAUAGAAGUUAGGAACUCCCAAUCUUUCCUUUGAGCAAGAAAACUUCUUUGCAGAAGUUUUUUUCGUGGCUUCAAACUGACGUUUGAUGGAUCAAGGAUAUUCCAUUUGCCCAAUUAAUGUUUGCUCCAUUCCCCGUCUUUAUUCUUUUUCUUUCAUCUUUUUGUAGCCUCUCCCAACGGGUAGAGCUCAGGGCCAGAAAAGGAAAAAGAAAAAUAAGGGAUUGAAAUGAGCACAUUGUCUUCUUUUCUUCUACAUCUUCUUUUGAUGUAGUUGUUAAACAGCAUCACUUCCUGAGGUGAAAACUUAAAGGCUUAUAGGGUGUUCGGACUAAACCUGAUGAAUUCAGAAGAAAUGUUGUGACACUGGGAAUUUGUGCUCAUCUUAAUGCAUAUUGAAGGUGAACUUUGUAGAAAUACUGGAAUUGCAGUAAAAGUAAAUUCUUCAAUUGUUUUACCUCACUGUCCUUGUGUUUCUUCCGCCCUUAACUCCUCAAUAAAUUAUUGUGAUUAUGGUCUGAUUUUUUUACCAUGAA